AUGGCUGGUUCGGCAUUACGACGGUUGAUUGCUGAAUAUAAACAAUUAACAAAUAAUCCACCGGAUGGAAUUUUAGCUGGACCUAUUAGUGAUGAGAAUUUUUUUGAAUGGGAAGCACUUAUUACAGGACCCAAUGGUACACCAUUUGAAUUUGGAGUUUUUGCUACUCGUCUUCAUUUUCCAGGUGAUUAUCCAUUAAGUCCACCAAAAAUGAAAUUUGUUAGUGAAAUUUUUCAUCCAAAUGUUUAUCCUGAUGGAAGAGUGUGCAUUUCGAUUUUACAUGCACCUGGUGAUGAUCCUAUGGGCUAUGAAACAAGUGCUGAACGAUGGAGUCCUGUACAAAGUAUUGAGAAGAUUUUGCUUUCCGUUGUUUCUUUACUUGCUGAACCAAACGAAGCCAGUCCAGCAAAUGUUGAUGCUGCAAAAAUGUUUCGAGAAAAUCGUGAAAAAUUUGAUGAAACAGCAAAACGUAGUUUUGUUCAAAAUCUUCCACGUAAUGUUCGACUUGAACUUGAUGCAGAUGUUAGUAAACAAUUAACAUCUGAUAAUAGAAAAUUAGCUUUUUUUAAAGAACAUAAAGGAAAAUUUAAUCAUAAAAAUUCUUUGCCAAAACAGCUUGAAGAAACAAUAAACACGAUUUUAUCCGACAUCGAACCACAACGUCUUAAAAUCGAUAUAAAAUUACUUGCAGAUCAUUUAGCUGAACGACGUUUACCAGUUGAACAGCGUGAAUUGCAAACUAUAGCACAAAAUGUGAUACAAAAUUUAAUAAAUACCGAACCACAAAUGAAUACAUUGGCAAUGAAUCCAGAACAACGUGAAGAAUUAAAUCUUAAACGGCAACAUGAAUUAAUGAAACGAUUAAAAUCAUCAAUUUAUCAUUGGCAACCAUUAAUCUUUGAUGAAUAUAAAUCUAAAGUAUAUAUGGCGACUAAUUUUGCAGCUCAUUAUGCAAUGCUCGUACAAAUUUUCAAUGAAAUUAAAAAACGAGAACGGAAUUUUCAACCUGUUCGUUUAUUUGAUUUUGGAUCUGGUGCUGGUUCUGUUAUGUGGGCAGCUAUGCAUGUAUGGGGUAAACAAACAUUUGCCGAAAUUCUUAACGUUGAUAAAUCACGUGAAAUGAAUGAACUAUCUCAAUUAAUAUUACAAAAUGGUCAACAUAAUAAAACUCCACUUGUACAUGGUGUUAUUUAUCGACAAUUUAUGCCACAUGCACGUGAAAAUAUAUUUGAUCUAGUUGUUGCUGAUCAUACAUUAUUUGAAUUUGAAAAUCGUUUUGAACGUUUAAAAGUUGUUCAAUCAUUAUGGUAUAAUGUUAAACCUGGUGGUUUUCUGAUUCUUGUUGAACGAGGUACUAUUCAUGGUUAUACAGCAAUUAUUGAAGCUCGUGAAAAUAUUUUACAUCGUAUUGCUGUUUUUGAUGAAACAACGAAAAACAAUGACGAAGAAGUAAAUAGUGAAGAAUCAUCAACAGAACAAGAUGACUCAUCCUCAAGUAAACGGUAUUCUCCAGCACAUAUAUUUUCACCGUGUCCUCAUGAUUUAACUUGUCCAAAGAAACAAUUAAAUAUACCAUGUCAAAUCGCUACACGAUAUCGACCAUUACAAAUAUUUGAUCUUCAACGAAAUGUACCUGAUUAUGAAACAACUCAAAUGUCAUAUGUUGUUAUCAAAAAAGCUGAACGAAAUAAAGAUGAUAUUUAUGGAACAUGGCCACGUGUUAUUGAACCUAUAAUUGAUCGUAAAAAUCAUCAACAUGUUCGACUUUGUUGUCCUAAUGGUCAAUAUGUUAAUGUACCUAUAUCAAAAAAUAAACAUGGCGUCGGCCUUCAUCGUUUAUCACAUCAUGCUGCACCCGGUGAUAUAUUUCCAGUAACUGGUGAACUUAUUGAAGAUAAACCAAUAAGAAAUAAAGAAGACGCCACAACUCUUCGACAACGACGAAGACGAGCAUAUAGAACUUAA
Rotaria sp. Silwood1 is the source of this 1965-nucleotide messenger RNA. The record is from the annotation of a GenBank genome assembly. NCBI's taxonomy places the organism in Eukaryota, Metazoa, Rotifera, Eurotatoria, Philodinida, Philodinidae.